Rhagoletis zephyria (snowberry fruit fly) is the source of this 605-nucleotide messenger RNA. Its product is annotated as golgin subfamily A member 6-like protein 1. NCBI's taxonomy places the organism in Eukaryota, Metazoa, Arthropoda, Insecta, Diptera, Tephritidae. The record is from RefSeq and is a predicted model, not a curated record.
AAAAAAAAUCGCUUUCAUUUCCCUCCCUAUCUUCACAGAUGGAACGCGAUUUGGAUAAAACUCAUCACAGCGGUUUUAUGAAUGAUUUGCUUGGCCGUUCAGAUAUCUCGGAAAAUGUGAAUGCUUUACAAAAAAUACGCGAACUCGAGGGCAUGGUGACACAGUCCGAGGAGAAAAUGCAUUCGUUACAAUCACAAGUCACGAAAUUAGAAGAAAUCAUAGCAAAACGUGAUGAGACAAUCAAGGAGUAUGAGGAAAAAGUAAAAGAGUUGGCCUUUCAAAAUGCUGAGCUGCUGGAAAUGAUGGAGAACAAAGAAAAAGAUAUGGCAAAUGUAGAGCCAAACGAGAGAAUCGCUUCUUUCGUGCCAUUAUUGGCAAACUACAGCGCAGCAAGAAUGAGUGUUUCACCAUCGAGAAGAAGGAGGUCUAUCAGCAAUAUGCGCACGAGUUCGACGAGAAGCCAGUCGAUUGUAACAAACAUUACGAAAUGAACUAUCGCGACAUGUUGAAGGCGCGCGGCGAUUUUCAAGGUGAAUAUUUGCUCAAACAGAAACUGUGCGUUAAUUACAGCAACACCAGCGCCAAGUACACAAAAGUAGAGAAGU